This is a messenger RNA of Henningerozyma blattae CBS 6284, 2985 nucleotides long. RefSeq lists its product as uncharacterized. NCBI's taxonomy places the organism in Eukaryota, Fungi, Ascomycota, Saccharomycetes, Saccharomycetales, Saccharomycetaceae. Bases 1 to 2985 code for a protein of 994 amino acids. The transcript has a single exon. Gene Ontology annotation, cellular component: membrane; Golgi apparatus. The record is from RefSeq and is a predicted model, not a curated record. Gene Ontology annotation, molecular function: alpha-1,2-mannosyltransferase activity. Gene Ontology annotation, biological process: protein N-linked glycosylation; protein O-linked glycosylation; cell wall mannoprotein biosynthetic process.
AUGGUUGAAGAUAGCCCAAUAACUAAUGAGAAGAAAUCUCUUCUCGAUGAAGAACCUGUAAUUAUACAAGAUACUACACAAGAAGUUACUGAAAAUGAUGAAGUUUUGAAGAAGGAUAAUAUCUCUACCAUAAUAAAUAAUGAACAAAAGGAAUCACCAUUGACUGGAGACACUGUAAAAACAGAUUCGAAAGAGCCAUUAAUCUCAGAUUCAAAAGAGACACCAGUCUCUAGGUUGAAAAAAUCUCCAACUUCACGCCCAAAAGAUAUCUCAACCUCAAAUUCGACUAGUUUCAGCAGUGCAAUUCUUAUUGCCCUUGUUGCUAUUCUUUAUUCUUUCAUAUUUUAUGAUCCAAUUUCUUGGUUUAAUUUCUCAAAAAAUUCAAAUCCAUCAAGAAGUUGUAAACCAUAUGUAAGGCCUACAGAUUAUAUAUUCCCAGAAUUAGAUGUUUUACAAAAUGUUACUCAUCCAAUUGAUGAUUGUGAACAUGAAAGAGCUGCAUUAGUGACACUUGUUAGAAAUUCUGAUUUAGCAAAUAUGUUGCAUACAAUCGAAAACAUUGAAUCACAUUUUAAUAAUAGAUAUCAUUAUGAUUGGGUUUUCUUAAAUGAUGAUGAUUUUACUGAAGAUUUUAGAAAAGAAACUUCUGAAGCUGUUUCAGGGAAGACUUUCUAUGGUAAAAUUCCAAAAGAAUAUUGGUCUAUUCCUGAAUGGAUAGAUCCAGAAGCUUAUCAAUCAUGUAUUGAUCAAAUGGUGAGUGACAAUAUCAUUUAUGGUGGCUCUACUACUUAUAGACACAUGUGCCGUUUCCAAUCCGGUUUAAUUUACAGACAUCCUUUAUUGAAGCAAUAUGAUUAUUCUUGGAGAAUUGACUCAGAUAUUCAAGUUAUGUGUGAUAUCCCUUAUGAUAUUUUCAAAUUUAUGAGAGUAAAUAAGAAAAAAUAUGGUUUUAUUUUAUCUGUAAGAGAAUAUUUAGAAACUAUUCCAUCAUUAUGGUAUACUAUUAUUGAAUUUACUGAAAAAUUCUCUCAAUAUAUUAAUCCAAAUAAUCUAAUGAAUUUCGUUCUUGACGGUGAGGAAAAUUAUAAUUUAUGUCAUUUUUGGUCAAAUUUCGAAAUUGUAGAUUUAAAUUUUGUUAGAGGUGAAGCUUAUCAGGCUUAUUUCAACUUCUUAGAUAAAGCUGGUGGGUUUUAUUAUGAAAGAUGGGGGGAUGCACCAGUUCAUUCCUUAGGUGCUCUAUUGAUGUUAGAUAGAUCAGAAAUUCAUUUAUUCGAUGGUAUUGGUUAUCAUCAUGUUCCAUUUAAUGCUUGCCCUGUACAAAAUGACAUUUUUGUUCAAAAUAAUUGUGAUUGUGAUCAAUCCACUGAUCAUUCUUGGGAAACUGAUUUCUUUUGUAACGCGCUUUUCUUACAAUCAUUAGCUCAUGAUAAUCGUGUGGAUAAUUUAUUUCAUAAAGAAGAUUUUAUUGAUACAUUGAGUGAUAAUGAUAAAGCCUUAUAUCAAUUUGCCCAAAAGAAAAUCGAUGCGUAUGAGAAUUUAAAACUUGAACGUUUGAAAGAAAAAGAAAAGCAAGAAGAAUUGAGAAGACUAAAGUUCUUAGAAGAUAACUCUUAUGUAGUAAAGCAAACUACUGAUAAGUCAGGAAUGACAAUUUCAAGAACUUAUGAUUCCAUUGGUAGAGUAAUCAUGGAAUCAGUUGUUACGAUAGAUAAAAAAGAGUUGGAACGUCGUUCUAGGAUGCAAGACUCCGAAUCAGUGGAAGCAACUACUACAGAAGAACAGGAUACAUUGGCUACCGCAAGUUUCAGCUCAAUACUUAACCCAGGUGGUGUGCAUGAUCCUUCACCUACUGGAAAUUUUGAUACACAAGAAAUUUAUUAUAGAGAUGUUCAUAAUACCGUUGAACAAUCGAAAGAAGAUGAGAUACCAAUGGAACCACCUACUGAAGAAGAACUUAAGAAACAAGAACAGCAAAGGUCUCAAUAUUCUGAACUACAAGCUUUAGUUAAACAGCAUAUAGAUGAAGUAGAAAACCAAAAAAAAAUUGAGCAAGAAAGAAUAGCAUCUGAAGUUCAAAAAGAGCUUGAAGAAAGACAACGUGCAGUAGAGCUUCAAAGACAGCUUGAAGAACAGCAACGUCAAGCUGAGAUCCAAAAGCAUCUUGAAGAACAACAACGUCAAGAUGAACUCCAAGGAGAAGUCGAAGAACAACCUGAAGGUGAAAACCAAGGUCAAAGUGAAGAGCAAAAUGAAGCUGCUGAUCAACGUGAAACUGAGCAACGUGAAACUGAACAACGUGAAACUGAACAACGUGAAGCUGAGCAACGUGAAGCUGAGCAACGUGAAUCUGAACAACGUGAAGCUGAGCAACGUGAAUCUGAACAACGUGAAGCUGAGCAACGUGAAUCUGAACAACGUGAAGCUGAGCAACGUGAAUCUGAACAACGUGAAGCUGAGCAACGUGAAUCUGAACAACGUGAAGCUGAGCAACGUGAAUCUGAACAACGUGAAGCUGAGCAACGUGAAUCUGAACAACGUGAAGCUGAGCAACGUGAAUCUGAACAACGUGAAGCUGAGCAACGUGAAUCUGAACAACGUGAAGCUGAGCAACGUGAAUCUGAACAACGUGAAGCUGAGCAACGUGAAUCUGAACAACGUGAAGCUGAGCAACGUGAAUCUGAACAACGUGAAGCUGAGAAACGUGAAUCUGAACAACGUAAGGCUGAAAAUCAAAUACAAUUUGAUGAACAGCAUGAAGCAGAAAUCCAAAGACAAGAAAAAAAAGAAGUUAAUAAUCAAUACUAUGAGGAAAGUCAUGAGGUUCAUUAUGAAGCUCAUUAUGAAGAGAUCAAUGGUACACCAGUUGUUGACCACCAAGAGUAUCAUGAAAAGCAUCAUCAACAACAAAAUAACGAAGAACCAAAUGAUGUUGAAAUUCAUUUGGAAAAUAAUAAUCUACAAGAACAAAACGUUAUUGAAGUAUAA